AAGGAGGUUGUCCGCAUAUAGUGAGACUUUCUGCUCUAAGCCCGCCCUGAGGAUCCAUGCAAUGAAUUUGGGAAUAAAGCCAAAUCUAUGAAGGGCAGCUGUUAGGUAGUCACUCCCACUCGACACGGUCAAAAGCUUUUUCCGCAUCGACCAAGACCACUACCAGCCUGGUGAAGUUGACGAAGGAGAGGGCAAGUGACAGUCUUCCUGGUGUGAGAGCGAUAAGAGAGGCAGUCAGGAUGAGUGGAGCUGCGCUGGGCAUUGAGAUAGUGGUGGUGUUCUUCCUGGCUCUGUUCCUGCUGCAUCGCUAUGCAGACUUCCGUAAGCAGCAGAGGAUGGUGCUGUUUGGCACCUUGCUGGCCUGGUACCUGUGUUUCCUCAUCGUCUUCAUUCUUCCUCUGGACAUCAGUACGACAAUCUACAAGCAAUGUAAGAUUGAUCAUGAAGAACAUGCCUCCGUAUCCCCGGUGACCCCACUGCUCUCCAAUCAAACUGCAGGAAACGCAACUACGGCCACACCCACUAAAAGUGUUCCAAAGGUGUGUUACAAGCCAUGGAGCUAUAUUCCGGAUGGAAUCAUGCCUGUGUUCUGGAGGGUUGUUUACUGGACAUCUCAGUGUCUCACCUGGCUGCUUCUGCCCUUCAUGCAAUCGUAUGCACGCUCGGGGGGCUUCUCCAUCACUGGGAAAAUAAAGACUGCACUGAUAGAGAACGCCAUUUAUUACGGGACAUACCUGCUCAUCUUUGGAUCGUUGCUUAUCUAUGUGGCCGUACACCCUCAGUGGCACCUCUCCUGGUAUGAGCUGCAGACAAUAGGUAUCACUGCAGCCAACACCUGGGGCCUGUUCCUGCUGGUGCUGUUGCUGGGUUAUGGCCUGGUGGAGAUUCCGCGUUCCUAUUGGAACGCCUCGCGGCGGGGACACCUGCUCAUCAAGACCUACUUCAAGGCAGCCAAGCUGAUGACAGAGAAGGCUGAUGCAGAGGAGAACCUAGAGGAUGUCAUGGAGGAAGUGAGAAAAGUCCAAGAAUCAAUCAAGUAUAACCACCCACUGAGGAAGUACAUCGAUACUAUUCUUAGAAAGUGCCCUGUGGAGUACCAGGAGAAGAUGGGCAGAAACAUGGAUGACUAUGAGGACUUUGAUGACAAACAGAACACCUAUCCUAGUGAGAAGAACCUGGUGAAGCUUCACAAACAGGUGAUCUACGCAGUGCAGAGGCACAACAGGACCCAUGUCCAGUGGCAGAUCCUCCUGCAGCAGGCUAUGCACCUGGAGGACGUGGCCAAGAAUGAGACCAGCUCAGCCCACCAGUUUGUCCACAGCUUCCCCUCCACAGAACCAACUAGCUGGCUCAGCCCAUACUUAUACACUCCUACUGUAGAGUGGUACUGGGAGUGCCUGCUGAGACAGUGGUUCUACCGGCUGCUGGCUGUGGUACUGUCUCUGUUCUCUGUGGGUGUGGUGUGGUCUGAGUGCACCUUCUUCAGCAUCCACCCGGUCCUCUCACUCUUCGCUGUCUUCAUCCAGCUCGCUGAGAGAGACUACAACUAUUUGUACAUCGAGAUGGCGUGCUUCAUCACCAUCUUCUUCCUGUGUACCUGCGUUUACUCCACUGUGUUCCGGAUCCGAGUGUUCAACUACUACUACCUGGCCUCACACCACCAGACUGACGCCUACAGCCUGCAGUUCAGUGGCAUGCUGUUCUGCCGUCUGACCCCUCCUCUGUGUCUGAACUUCCUGGGUCUGAUCCACAUGGACUCUGCCAUCUCCCACCAACUGAAGGAGCAGACGGCCUACACCUCUAUCAUGGGUUCUAUGAGGGUCUUAUCGUUCAUCGCUAAUGGUUUCUAUAUCUACUACCCCAUGCUUAUAUUGCUGCUAUGUAUCGCUACCUACUUCAGCCUGGGUACCCGCUGUCUGAACCUCCUGGGCUUUCAGCAGUUUGUGGGAGACAAUGAAAUGACCUCUGACUUGAUUGAUGAGGGCAAGGAGCUCAUUCGACGAGAGAAAAGAAAGCGCCAAAGGACAGAGGAUGGAGAGAACCGACGAAGGGAGUGGAAGGAGCGCUAUGGUAACACGCGGGAGGACACCGCCAGGAACAGGAAUAGAAAUGAAGCAGCAGAAAUGACGGAGACUAACUACUCUGAUACUGUCCCUAUCCCUAACACUAACCCUAACAGACAGGCGAAGUACUCUCGGACUGGCAGAGGAACAGAGAGAGACUCUAUAGAACUUCUCGAGGACGCGGAGCCUUUGGACUUCAAUGCAGAGACAGUUUCAGACGACCCUCUUGAAGCAGACUCCACCAGGCAUGUACCAGGCAGGUACCUGUCCAUGUCCUCGUCACGGAGCAGAAUCUUUGAUGAUGUUUGAGAGGAGUAGCGAGGGAGAGUCGAAGGAACAGGAAAGCUAAAUAUUGCACAUACAUUUUCAUCCUCCACUCAUCCACCUUGCAGGGAAGACAAUACGAAGGAGAGACGCUCUCUCAACCUCUGUGAAUGUAGCACAUGACCUCUAUCUUCCUCUACACUAUUGGCAUGAUGUAUCUGCUGCCCCUCAUCUCCAAUAGCUUGUCGCCUGUCAGAACACUCCAGUGGCUGUUGAUAUACACUUCCCCAUCAGGCAGAUAGAGGUCCUCCCCUGUGCCAGCCAGUGUGCAGCAUGUCAUGAAUGCAAAUCCGUACCCCAUUUGGGUUCAUCACUGUUUCUCAUCCGUUAAACCACGUCAUCAUUUCUGUUAUUACUUAUGCAUGAAUUUCCGUUCAAGGUCCUCUUCGCGUGGUACCCCCUGUGAUCUUUACAAUGUAUGUAUAAAGUGUGUCUUCCCUCAAAAAUAUGGUUGAUGGGCUGAGUACAUUGUUAAUCAUUUUGAUGAGAAGAUAAGUAAUUACUACUAAUUAAGUAUCUUUUUGGAGGAAGACAUAUUUAUACAUUAUGAAGUUGUAUUUAACCCCUGGAAAGAAGAAAUAGUGGAACAAAUGAUCAAUGUUUCAAUGAAUUAGUAUUUUGUUGCCAGUCUUAUAUUAUUCUGGUAUAUGGAUGGAAGGACAGUUCCUUCGGUCUGUUUCUGAAGCUGCUACCAUAGAAACUGAGUGUACAGUGUAUAGACCUAUAGUCCUCGAUUUAAUGUGCAAUCUAUGUGAUCCAGCCCACACUGAGUUAACUGAAUUAACACAUAGUGUUUGUACUGCCCAUAGAGCUAAAUCCUAACUUGAGAUGCAGUAUGUGUUCUUAUCGUGCACGUGAAUUGAUGUGAGAUCUGUGAAAAUCGGAUCUCAAGUUGGAAUUCGGCCCAUAAUGCUAGCGAUGCAAUUGAUGGAGGUCAACUGAUACAAAAAAUAUAUUUACCAUUGCUCUUAAUUGUGAUGUAUUCUCUAUGUUCUAUUCCGAGUGUCAAAAUGACCUUUAAACUUUUGUUUAAAAAUAGUUUUUUUGGAAUUCUGUUGAAAGGCAUGUUUAAAAAUAAUUUUCAAUAUUGUGUCAUUAGCCAUUGACUGCUUGAUAUUAGUAACGCCUUAUUUAUUGUCAAACCAUUUGAAUUGUAGGUGUUAAAAAUUAUCUACUGAAGUCUUUUUGGGAUAUCAUUGUGCCAUAUUGUUUUAUUUUAGUUGUUUACAAAAAUGGCUAAUUUAAUUUUUUGUCCAGUUAUGAUUUCAUUGUUUUAUUUUAGUUGUUUACAAAAAUGGCUAAUUUAAUUUUUUGUCCAGUUAUGAUUUCAUUGUUUUUGGUUUAAUUACUUGGCUCAAGUCGAAAAAGAAAAGUGACCUUUAAAUGUAUUGCAUUUAAAUAUUUAUUCUUACAUUGUUCAAGAGGUCUUGCUGGAAGGUACUGUGAGGCAACAGGUCAUUAUGUCACUGAAAUACAGUCUCAAACACCUUUCACAGCAGUUGACCUAGAAGUAUGUCUUCAUGUUGUGUCAACUUGAAACAACUACUAUAACUGUAUGAGCUUGGUUGGAUGAGGAAUUCGGUUAAGACACACACACAGUCAGUAGCAUGCAGGUCAAAUGCAUGGUAUUCACCUUUGAAGGAGUUGGACGAUUAUUCUAAAAUCGUGUUUAAUUGUUUUGUAAUCUGCUGUAAAUAUUAUAGAUUUAACUAUUCCCCCGUCUCUCAAUGUCUUUGUUAAUGAUGCCCUCUUGUAUAUUUUGUUUUAUUUUUAUUAUAUGGUUCUAUUAAUAUAGUAGACAAAGGUCAACACAUGUACAACAUGCUAUUUAUUGUAAAUUAAUUUAACGUCAUCGGUUAACAAUGUUAACGAAGGUCACUGGUAACCAUGGGUAAAAAAUGGUCUUGUCAGGUUAGAUUCCCCUUUAUCUCCUUACAAUCUCUUUUUGUAAAAAGUAAGAAAUGAAUUAAAGUGAUGCUCCCAAACGUUUGUAUAAUUUCAACCACUAGUUUUGAAAGUGGUUCUCACGAGCCAAAACGGGUCCCAGUUUUUUGUGUACUACGUCAACCAAUUUUGUACUAUGUCAUCCAUUUUGUAUAUUAUGUUACAUUCUGAUUUUUUAUUUUAUGCAAUUCCUAUGAUAUGUUACGAAUCCAAUUCGUACAAUAUGUUACGAAUUUGUUGUGCUUAAGAUCCUGAACUGCAUCUUUAAAGUAAAGUUCCUAAUGAAUUAUAUAGAAGAGUGUAGUGUUAGUGAGAUGCACUACAUGACCAAAAGUAUGUGGACACCUGUUUGUCGAACAUCUAAUUUCAAAAUCAUGGGCAUUAAUAUGG
Messenger RNA from Coregonus clupeaformis (lake whitefish), 4721 nucleotides. RefSeq names its product G-protein coupled receptor-associated protein LMBRD2B-like. The transcript is spliced from 18 exons. The coding region runs from base 240 to 2372 and encodes 710 amino acids. The record is from RefSeq and is a predicted model, not a curated record. Gene Ontology annotation, biological process: adrenergic receptor signaling pathway. Lineage: Eukaryota; Metazoa; Chordata; Actinopteri; Salmoniformes; Salmonidae. Gene Ontology annotation, cellular component: membrane.